Molecule: messenger RNA, 1932 nt
Organism: Macrosiphum euphorbiae (potato aphid)
Lineage: Eukaryota; Metazoa; Arthropoda; Insecta; Hemiptera; Aphididae
Source: the annotation of a GenBank genome assembly
AUGCUCUCCAAGCCAUUUUCUCUCCCUGAAAUUCUCACAGAGGAACAGGUUGACUCAGCUAUUCAGCAUCUCUCCAAUUUCAUCUCCGACAACGUAAAAAUCAACUCCACAAUCCACAACCCAUCUGACAGGAAAACUGACCUUCCACUAUCGAUCCAAUUCCAAAUUACCAAAAAACGCAGGCUAAGAUCCAUCUGGCAGAGGACCAGGAACCCGGAUAUAAAAACGCUACUUAACCGACAAAAUCGUUUAGUCAGCGAUCUCCUACAAUCAAAUCGCGACGAAGAGUGGUCCAAUUUCCUGUCCUCAAUCGAUAUUGGUCCCCAAGGGUGGUCCCGACUUUAUAAGCUCAAUAGACGACUUCUCAGGAAAUCUACAGCUUCCCAUCCACUUAAGGACGAUCAUGGUUUCCUCCACUAUGAUUCUCUCGAAAAAGCCAACAUCUUCGCUUCAAGCAUGGAAAAUCAAUUUUCUCCUCUGGCUAGUACUUCGUGGGUAGACGAAAUAGUACAAGACACCCUGGAACAACACUUAAACUCGAUAUACGACAAAAACAUCUUCUUUUCUCCAGGCGAAAUCUGGAACAAUCUUCGCAAACUCCCCAAUAAAAGCGCCCCUGGGCCUGACCUUAUAUCUAACUGUGCUCUCAAACGUGGGGGGAAAAAACUUGCGAUCUACUUGUGUAAAAUAUUCAACUCUUGCACUCGUCUAGAAUAUUUUCCCAACCAGUGGAAAAUUGCUGAUAUAAUUAUGAUUCCUAAGCCGAAAAAAGACCCAAAAAUCCCAACCAACCACAGACCUAUAUCUCUCCUGAACACGAUGGGUAAACUAUACGAGAAACUCUUACUCUCCAGACUUAAAAGUCACAUAUUGCCUCAAAUCAGACCUGAACAAUUUGGCUUUCGCCCCCAGCACAGCACUGAAAUUCAACUAGUCAACUUCAUAGACAACAUAACAAAUAAUAUGAACAGAAGGCUAAAAACAGCAGUAACUCUCCUUGAUAUAGAAAAAGCUUUUGAUAAGGUAUGGCACGAGGGCCUUUUAUUCAAACUCCUGGCUAUGCAAGUACCUCAACAGCUGGUCUCCAUCAUUCAGUCAUUUCUCAAAGAAAGGAAAUUCUGCAUAAAAAUCGACGAUACCAGAUCUUCCCCCAAGACCAUAAGAGCUGGAGUCCCUCAGGGGUCAUGCCUCUCUCCGCACCUAUUCUCCGUAUACAUCAACGAUAUGCCAUUAUCCUCCAAAGCCAAGUUAGCCCUCUUCGCUGACGACACAUUAUUUUACGCUGAUAGCAUAUCCCAAUCGUGUGCAAUUAAAAACCUUCAAGCCCAGAUUGAUCUCUCGAUCGAAUGGUUCCAUCAGUGGAAAAUAUCAAUCAAUCCACUCAAGACCUCAGCCAUUAUGUUCAGCAACAAGCAGACUAGAGCGGGAGAUUGCGUAAAAUUUGGCGACACUCCCAUCAAAUGGUCAAAUAACAUCAAGUACCUAGGGGUCACCAUAGAUAAAAAGCUAUCUUUUAGCACUCACGUAAAAAACAUCAUCACCAAGGCUAAAGGAGCCAAACAUUCCCUUUUUCCCCUUAUUAAUAAACGCAGUCCUCUUUCAACUAUUUCAAAACUACAUAUAUUCAAAACCUACAUCAGACCUAUCCUGACCUAUGCGGGACCUGCAUGGACGGCAAAUAUUUCCAAUAGCAGCUGGUCAAAACUAGAGGCAGUUCAGUCUACUACCCUGCGUCAAAUUACUGGACUGGACUGGUAUGUCUCCAACGAAACCAUCAGAUCAUCCUUAAAGACUCCACCACUAAAAGAUCACUUAUCAAAAAACAAAGUUUCACUUACUCAACGCACCAAAAACUCAAGCUUCAAGCACAUCUCCGACAUUCUCUCCAAAAACUCACCCAAGGAGCACUUCAUUAAAAAACCACUUUCUUAA